CAUUAGGUAUUUUGAACAUCAAUUAUCUAUUUGCGUAUGCAGGGACGGAUUAUAGCGUGAGCAUGAAUCAUGUCACCUAAGCAGGGGCGGAUUUGAAGGCCGCGUUCCUUUCUUCCUGAGGUCUCGAUGCAAGUCGCAGUUGUGGAACUCAACGGCUGCAGCAAGUCCGGUUUAUGCUCUACAUUGAAUCCCGCACGCAACCUAUCAUUUAGCGGUAUUGAGGUACCUGGAUCUGAGAUCUCAAAAACAUUCCCAGUUUUUUUCCGUGCUUAUUCAAUUCAAAUCAUUAGUGGAACAACGGGAAAGAAAAAAAGAAAUAAUGACGCCUGACGGAUCCGCUGCAUCCUCUAAAUCUCCUUCUCCGUUCCCACCAACUCACGCUCGUUCAAAAGAGCGUAUUGGCUCGACCAUUAGACGCUCCUGGAAGGGGGCUGGCUCAUCCCAAGCUCCUAGGGCAUCAUCGUCGAAAAGCAGUGCUGGUGAUUCAGCCAUGCUGGACCCGAGUCGGCACCCAGACGCGUACGCUCGUCCAGAGAAUCAAUUUGGAUCGGCUGGCUCAUCGCUUACGCCAUACCCCCCAUACUCUAAUCAAACUUUACCCGACGGGGGGUCUUACGGAAUCUCUGCAGGAACUCCUGCCCCUUCACACUAUCCCGAUUCUCAUCCUCCACCAUCUUACCCAACACAGCUAGCGCCUCCUAUCCACGAUCAUCAAUCGGGUAUUCAACCGACUCACGCCCAGUCACCUCGAAGUUUAACGCAAUAUUUGCACACACAUGAUUCAAUGCGUCAACCAUCCGCGGCCCGCACAUCCUUCAUGAAUUCAGCACCCGACUCACCUCCCUCUGAAACCCCAGAACCCCAAAUCGCAACCAUGUACUCUGUAGGGCCGCCCGUAUCUAAAAAGAGAAGAAGGGAAAGCACUACAGACCAACUUUCGGGUGAUACGGAUUUGGCGGACCCUGAGCUUUAUUCCCCUUCAGGGAGUCAACACCUUUCCGUCUCUGGCCCCAGGAAUGCUGGAAGCGCCAAGGACACCCCUCCCUCCUCGGGCGCUGCCACGGGUGCUUCCGGGGCUGCGAGUAAACGUACCAAGACACAACGAGCUUGUGAUAGUUGCAGAGGACGGAAAAUUCGAUGCGAUAUCAUCCCCGAUUCGAACCCUUCGCAGUGCACACAUUGCCGCUCGCAUGGAAACGAGUGUACUUUCCACUUGCCAAUUACAGAGACUCGUUUCAAGCGAAGAAGGAAUGACAAUAUCGAGGAUGAUUCAUCACGGACAAAGGACAGAGAUGCUAACGACUCUGUGGGAUCGAAAUUACCGUCGAAUGGGCCAGCCAGUCAGCAGACCGUGCAGUCUUCACAUGCCUCAUCUAGCCGCUCAAAGUACGAUGCGCCUCCAGUGGGUGGUGUGGGACCUAAUUAUAGGCCCGAGGGCAAAAUUUACGGUCCAACCUCUCUCAACUACAUACUUCAGACAUCUAUGCCACAAAUACAUUCCACAUCUGCGGACACAUCAAUCUCUUACCAGCAAGCCUGGAAGGUGAUUCGCUCCGGUGAUGGCUUUAUAGAAGUUCUGCAAGACACCGGACCCGACCCGUAUUUACCACGAGACUCUGAACGAGGACCAGAGCCUGUCGAGCGCCAUGUCCUCGAAAGACUCGUCAAUUACUAUUUCAAAAACAUCGCUCCCAUUUUCCCCAUCGUGACUGAAGACGAGUUUCUUCAUGGGACAGGGGACAGCGCUUCGUCUAACUACAGACCGUCUCCUGUUCUCCUUUAUGCCAUAUGUGUCAUGUCGGCUACCGCCCGGGGUACCCCGCUCUCCGUCUUUGAGAAUCUGCGCAAAAUCCUCAAUCACAUCAUGAAAACUGAUGAUGUUGUGUCGAAUGCAUCCCUUUCGAAUAUACAGGCGUUGCUGAUUAUGGGUAUGACAGGCGAGCCACAUGGUCGUGUCGUCAGCCAUGCGAUGUCAGCUGGGUGGCUACGGGUUAGCACUGCGAUCCGAAUGGCACAAGAUUUAGGGUUGCACCGUGCCGAGGCGGUGAAAAGUGAUAUACAAUUGCGUCGGCGGUUAUGGGCGGCGUGUGUCAUUACAGAUCGAUGGUAUGGCUUGACAUUAGGGUUACCAUUCAUGAUCGACGUUCAUGAUUGUGACGCCCGAUUGCCAGGACCCGAACUGCCGACCACUCAAUCUCAUCUGACACCAGCCGAGAUUCAACAAGCUACUUCGCUGUUGUUUAUGGGAGAAUUUGUCAAAUUGAGUGUGUUGUUGGGGAAAGUUACCAGGACCAUUUACAGUCCGACGGGUCUCAUUCACACGACCGAUGAGGUUCUCGAACAUCUCUUGGCGGAGCUCGACAGGUUCGCAGAGAACAUACCGCCAGAGCUUCAGUAUCAAGGACGGGACUCCAACAUCUCGGCGGGACUUUUGCACAUGUUUUAUACAUGUGUGUGCAUGAUGUUCUGGAGGGUGUUCGCCAGGAUUCAGUACACUGUCCCGGCUCACUUGACAUUUUCGUUGAAUGUGGAGCGGUGGAGUGCGCUGACGAGAUGGUCUGGUGAAUCGAUUGACUGGCUAGAUGCGCAUGAACAUGUGUACGACUCGUGGAUUCUUGUUGCGUACUCCAUCGCAUCGUGCGCUUUGGUUCAGUAUCAUACGUGGGCGAGGCGGAAAGACCCCGAUGCUCAGGCAUGUCUUGGACGCCUGAAGGAUUGUGUGCAACGUUGGGAUCGCGCGGUAGAACCGGGGCACAUGCCCACCCGCCGGAAGACAGCGGAGAUUAUAUCUCUCCUGUACGAAGCGACUCAAAGCCCGGUGCCGAGGAACUUUUGGCCCAAGAACCCGACAGCUGGUGUUGAGAGCCGAAACCAGGAGGAUGCGGAUGCCCUUGUGUGGAAGAAGGAUCCGUCGCGUCCAGGAGGUGGCCUUUUCAUUGCUACCCAACGCGCAGCCAGGGCUCUUGGCAGUGAUAUACCGACAGGUACACUUGUCGUUCCAGACCCUCAGAACGGGGAGGAAGCAGAGAUUAGCACGGAGCUGUACACCAACGAGAUUGUGUAUAAUCAUCCGACAAUGGCCAACGGGGGCCCUGUCGAUGUUGCCUCGUUGACACCUCCACCUGGUGAUUCUUUUGUUCUAGUUACCACGCCACUUCGCCCCGUGGAUGAUGCUUCUGCACCUCAGACAAAUGUUAAUCCUGGGAUGAAUUCACAGAAUGAAGUUCCGCGUGGAGUGCAGGUCAUUAACAUGCUGGAUCAGUAUCAACACCCUACAACCAUGCAAUCUUCGAUGCAACAGUACGCUGCUGUGAACAAUGGUUUACUGGAUGGUAUCCCUGCAACAAUGUUUGAAUUCGACCAAUGGGAUAGCUUCUUCCAGCGUCUUCACAUGCAAGCAGACGGGCAAACGUACCAGACACAUGUUGGUCCGCCAAAUGGAUACCCUAGUGUGGAUGGGAGCUUGCCCGCUGUUAAUGGGUAUGGACUUCAGCCAUCCCAAUCGUUCUAAUGGUUAUUAUUUGGGUUGGUUUUCCUUUGUAUCCCUUGUUAUCCCCCAUAGAAGCACUUGCUCGGUAUUCCUUGUCACAUUUCAGGAUCUGUAUCAAUUCCCUGUCAUCCGCUUUGUCGCACAACUUACAUAUACUGUUACAGCCUUGCGAUGUGUAGUUUUAGUAAUUUUUCUGUCGGGUGUUCAGGGGAGGAAAUCGAUUUGUUUUGGUUGUGGC
Cantharellus anzutake is the source of this 3728-nucleotide messenger RNA. RefSeq names its product fungal-specific transcription factor domain-containing protein. Gene Ontology annotation, molecular function: zinc ion binding; DNA-binding transcription factor activity, RNA polymerase II-specific; DNA binding. Bases 320 to 3511 code for a protein of 1063 amino acids. Gene Ontology annotation, biological process: DNA-templated transcription. The record is from RefSeq and is a predicted model, not a curated record. The transcript has 11 exons. Gene Ontology annotation, cellular component: nucleus. Lineage: Eukaryota; Fungi; Basidiomycota; Agaricomycetes; Cantharellales; Hydnaceae.